This is a messenger RNA of Haemorhous mexicanus (house finch), 1589 nucleotides long. RefSeq names its product metabolism of cobalamin associated A (gene MMAA). The transcript has 7 exons. Gene Ontology annotation, molecular function: GTPase activity; GTP binding. NCBI's taxonomy places the organism in Eukaryota, Metazoa, Chordata, Aves, Passeriformes, Fringillidae. Gene Ontology annotation, cellular component: cytoplasm. The record is from RefSeq and is a predicted model, not a curated record. The coding region runs from base 115 to 1353 and encodes 412 amino acids.
AGCGGGUUCCGGCUCAGCCUGAGGGCGUCACUUCCCGGGGCGGAGCGGGGCGGCUCCGGGUGUCUGCAAACAGAAUUGGUCUGACAACUCUGGUACUUUUUAGUUCCAAACAAGAUGAAGAUCCCCUCUUUGCUGCUGAGAUUCCCUCGUUGUUAUUUCUCCAGAAGAACUUACUUCGUGAACUUUCGCUUCGCUUCCCGAGCAGAUUUCCUGGGACUUGAGUCUCUUGGGCCAGCUCUUCACUGUCACACAAAAUGGAUUUGUUCAUCAAACGCUCUGAGCAGAGAGCUGUGCCAGCAAGCAGCCCCCGAGCAGCAAGCAGAGGCACUUUCUGACCGGGAGCAGAGACUUGUAGACAGACUUUACCAGGGGCUAAUCCAGGGCCACAGAGCCUGUUUAGCUGAAUCCAUUACACUCAUAGAAUCAACUCAGAGUAGGAAGAAGAAAGUAGCCCAGGUGCUCCUUCAGAAGGUAUUAUCCUACCACAGGGAACAAGAAAAGUUAAAUCAAGGAAAGCCACUUGCCUUUAGAGUGGGGUUGUCUGGUCCUCCUGGUGCUGGAAAGUCGACCUUCAUAGAAUGCUUUGGGAAGAUGCUUACGGAAAGAAACCACAAAGUGGCUGUGUUGGCUGUAGACCCUUCCUCUAGUACAAGUGGUGGUUCCCUGCUGGGUGAUAAAACACGGAUGACUGAGUUAUCAAGAGACAUGAAUGCAUACAUCAGACCAUCUCCAACCAGUGGUACACUGGGAGGUGUCACAAGGACCACAAAUGAAGCUAUUCUGCUCUGUGAAGGAGGAGGCUACGAUGUUGUUCUUGUGGAAACAGUAGGUGUGGGCCAGUCAGAAUUUGCUGUGGCUGAUAUGGUUGAUAUGUUUAUAUUACUGCUACCACCUGCAGGUGGAGAUGAAUUACAGGGCAUCAAACGGGGCAUCAUUGAGAUGGCAGACCUGGUUGCUAUCAAUAAGGCUGAUGGUGAUUUAGUUGUGCCUGCCCGGAGGAUCCAGGCUGAGUACGUCAGUGCUAUGAAGCUGCUUCGCAAGCGUUCAAAGGUUUGGAGGCCAAAGGUAAUGCGCAUCUCCGCCAAAACCGGCGAGGGCAUCUCGGAGAUGUGGGAUAAAAUGGCCGAGUUCCGGGACCUCAUGCUCAGCAGCGGCGAGCUGCUCGCCAAACGGCGCAAACAGCAGAAAGUGUGGAUGUGGAACCUCAUCCAGGAGAACAUGCUGCUGCACUUCCGCACUCACCUGGCGGUCAAGGAUAAGAUCCCGCUUCUGGAGGAAAAAGUUCUUAGAGGGGUCUUGUCUCCUGGGCUGGCAGCUGACCUGCUGCUGAAGGCAUUCAAAGAUGGUCUCUGAGCGUUGUUUUGUACUCUGUUCUUGAUGAGUGCUUUAUGUAAACGUGAACAUUAAAUGCACUUUUCCUAUGUGUGGAUUCAGAUGUUUUGCUACAGUGGAAAUGAAUAGAAAACCUAUCCAGUACUCUGCAGAAGAUUUCUGUUGGAUUCUGUAUAUGCAGCGAUCACGACAAAUCUAAAUACUUGCUAAGAGAUUACUACACCCUAUUGGAAAAAAAUAAAUUUCCAAAUCUUCUA